AUGGCUCUUGAAGUAAUAAUAGGAAGUGACCACGCCGGUUUUCCACUCAAAGAGGAAGUCCGCAAAUACUUAGAGAAGAAGGGGUACAAAGUCGACGACAAAGGAACAUACACAGCAGACCGUUGUGAUUAUCCGGACUAUGCUGAGAAAGUUGGUCGUGCUGUUGUAGCUACUGGGAAGAAAGGUAUAUUAGUGUGUGGAAGUGGUAUUGGCAUUUCUAUAGCGGCUAACAAAAUCGAUGGAGUUCGAUGUGCUCUUUGCCACGACCACUAUACCGCUACAAUGUGUAGAAGACAUAACGACGCCAAUAUCAUCGCUUUUGGCGCAAGAGUUAUCGGCGUCGAUGUCGCUCUUGAUAUGGUCGAUACUUUCUUAGCUACAAAUUUCGAUGGUGAACACCACGUCCCAAGAGUCGAAAAGAUUCAUUUACUCGAAACUAAGAACUGA
Entamoeba invadens IP1 is the source of this 447-nucleotide messenger RNA. Its product is annotated as ribose-5-phosphate isomerase B, putative. The transcript has a single exon. NCBI's taxonomy places the organism in Eukaryota, Evosea, Mastigamoebida, Endamoebidae. Gene Ontology annotation, molecular function: isomerase activity. The coding region runs from base 1 to 447 and encodes 148 amino acids. Gene Ontology annotation, biological process: carbohydrate metabolic process. The record is from RefSeq and is a predicted model, not a curated record.